AUGGAGUGGAUCAUUUCUGCUGCAGUAUUAUUGACAGGUAAGACCAGUUAACUGCUCCAUAUUAUGUCCCUGUGCCUCUCUUUCUGUGUAUCUGUGUCACAAGUAAAAUUAACAUCCUUUCUCUGCAUUGAAAAUUUAAUUUACUUUAAAAACAAUUUGUAACUACAGCUGUUAUAACAGAGAGUAAAAAAACGCUUCAAAUGUUCUGUUUCUUAUUUGUAUUUUCAUCCUCUCUGAAUUUAACUAUCUGAAGUCAUUUAUCAUUAGUCAGUUUCUAACUACACAGUAUCUUUACUGACACAGCUGACUCUAUUCUUUAUUUUAGUGGCAGAAAAACUAGAGUACAGCUUUUUAGACUUACAACUCACACCGUAACAAAAAGUUAACCUAAAACAAAACUAUAACUGUGUGAGCUCUUUUCAACUUUUGUAGUUCUUAACACUUUGGUCACACCUGCGUGAAUGUGAAGAAGAAAAAGAAAAAGCAGAGAGAGAGAAAAAGAGGGAGAAAAAAACACAGUUUAAGUGUGACUUUUACACACAGAGGUUACAGUUCUUGUCUAGUUUAACUCUUCGCCACAACACCUUACCGCAUGUCUCCUUCACUCUCCACACUUUUAAUCUCUAUUCAGCUGUCCUGCAUUAAUAAGGGUGAAAAAGCCCCUCCAAAAAUCAUCAAAAAUAAAGACAAGAUAACAAACUCAAAAGGACACCAAAAUAAAAAACAGGAAGCCGAUAAGACCAAUGAAUAACAUAGUGGCACUCAACCCACCUUAAACUGAAUACUUCUCUUAACUCUGACAGACCUUCAUAGCUGUUUAUUUCAUACCAGUUCUGGGUCUACGAGGGAGAGUGAAGGAAAAUUUGGUAGUCCUCUUUUAAACACAGACAAAAAAGACAGAUACAUGUAAGGACUGAUGAAACACUGCCCACUUAUGGAAAACUAACAGCAGAAUUGAAAGGCUGAAGCUGCUGGGAUACUUCCUGUUCAUGUUAAGUUGUUCCAGUAUAUUUUGACUGACUGAGCACAAAAUAGUUGGGAUGCAUAACAGGAGUGAUUGGAGAAUGGGGACUAUUGUUUGAGAGAGAAAUAUUCUUAAAUCAUAAAGGAUACCAAGUGACAAACUCAUAAACUAAAUAACAAAGAAAAGAAGAACCUGCUUUUUUAUUUUUUAACACUCUGAAAUACAACGGUCAAAAUUUGAUUACUGUGUCUAAAAGGUGUGAAGGUGAAGCUGAACAGCUCUAACAGAGGAAGUUUGCUAAAUACACACCCUCUCAUCAAUCAAUCUCUUGUAACCUAUUGGAGGCAUAUAAGGAAGUAAUUAGUCAUGAUGUAUGCAUCAUGCUGUCCUUUUGAAGACAACCUUCUGUGACCAAAAAAGGCAAAAAAAAUGACACCUUUAAUGUGCAACAAAAUCACUGAAUAUAGGAAAUCCUGUGCAAGCUCUAAAAUAGAAAGACCUCCUACGUGUACUUUGUACUUCUUAGUAUUUAAAGUUACCUGUUGUUGAGAAAAUGUCUUUUCUCUUGUACCUAAUAUCUAAUUUCUUGAUAGAGGGAAAAUAUCACCCAGAAGCACAAUCACAGGUUUUCAGAAGGGCAUGAAACUGUGGCUCUGUAAAAUGUUUUGAAUAUAGAAGGUAAUAUAGUAUACAGAUGUUCACAAGACAGAAUGUAAAUGACUUAACUCCCCCUAAUGGCAAGGUUUGGAAUGACCUUGGCUGAUUCCACUCUAUAAGUGAAUGGUCAAAGUUUUCAAGUUGUUUGGAUUUAACUCACACUUCAUGAACAGUGAAUUUUCUAACGGAAAAACAACUGAGGAGUUCUUCCUUCUCUGUUCCUCAGUGCUGAAAUCUGUACUCUGUUUUAACAUCGAGCCUGAGGCCUGGAGGACCCUUGACAAUGAAGCUGCUGGUUUUGGAUACCAGGUUGUGCAGAGAAAAUCCGGGUAAGAGAAGACCUGGGUUCACAAACGUCAAAUGUCUACUGUUUUCACUUUAGUUCUGUUUUCACUUUUUGUGUUUGUGACUCAUCUGGCUUGACUUUUCUCAGCCAGCAGUCCUUCUCGCUUAAUUCUCUGGUUUUGUUUCCUCAGUUUGCUGGUCAGUGCUCCUCUUGAACAAUACUCUAGGACUGGAAGGGGUCAAAUAUAUAGCUGCACUACCUCUUCCUGCAGUGAACUAACAGUUUCCAGUAAGCAACUUCUUGUUCCCAAUUUAAACUUCAGAAGUAUAUAGAGGAAAUGCGAAGUGUUGUCUUGAAACUGACGUGGGCAUCAUUGGAGUUUUUUGAAACAGAUUACAGGAAAGAUUACCCAACUUUGUUGUGAAGAAACUGUUUCUUUUGGUGCAGUUCCCCUUUCAUGUUGUUUUCAACACUGAGAUUUAAAAUAAGACGUUAAAAUUGGAAUGCUCAUGGGAAAAGAUAACUGCUGCUUGUACUGUUUUCUGAGACAACAGCUUGUUGCUGUAAAUACAGUAUCCUAAGUAACUCUUUUGGUGUUUUUUUUUUCUCUUUUCAAUGAAGAACCACAAUUUGCUACCAACAUGUCCCUCGGUUUGACAUUGGCGAGCGAUCCUGUGACACAAAACACACUGGUGAGCUGGAAAACUGUAUUAACCAGGCCACAGUGCCUUCCUUAUAUCAAAGCAUAGAUUAAUCAUGGUACAUCUUCCUUCAGGCCUGUGGACCAACCAUCCCAAAGGACUGCAGAAGUAUCACCAUGUACAAUGGUGUUUGCUUCAAGAUAACCAGGAAUGAUGACAUCGGAGGCCCAAUGCCGUCAUCUCUUCCUGGUAAUAAUAUGAUUUUUUUCCUGAGUUAAACACAUUAUUUCAAUAAAGGAAAAGGAAGAAGAGGUCUUUUAUUGAUGGGCCCAACACCACAUGCAUGUUAGCAGAAAUCGAAGUAUUAGAUUAAAAACAGACUACAUUUGACAACUGGAGCAAGUAGACAGAUUGUAUACCUGUAAGCAAUGUUACUGAAUCAAAGAGAGGGUGGGAUUGUGUGACUUAACAGAAACUGCAAACACCAACUGUUCUUUUUGACAGAGUGUCAGACCCAAGCGGAUAUUACGUUUCUGUUGGACGGCUCAGGCAGUGUGGUUGCUGGAGAUUUUAGAAAGAUGAAGACAUUUGUGAAAGGAAUGAUCGAUGCAUUCAGGGGGACAGAUACACAGGUACCUCAUCUACUUAAGGUCCCAAAGAUAUAAUUGUGCUUGCUGUGACAUUUUCCCCAUUUGACAAAUACACUUACACAUGUCUUCUUUGUUGCAGUUUGCCAUUGCCCAGUUCUCUAGCGAAUUCAGAAUCCAUUCUUUUCUGAAUAAACUUGAUUCUACCAGAUGGACAAGUGUAAUAAACUCUUUUACACAGCUUGGGGGAAGCACUCACACAGGCACUGCCAUCAACCGUGUUGUGUAAGUGCCCUCAAGAUGCAGGGGUAUCACAUGACCUCAGGCUUUUAAAGUAUGGAACUACUGAAUAUAGACUCUAGUGAUUUUAAAGUGCACAUUUUUUCACAUGCACUUCAUGUUCCAUGAGAUUUUGUCAAUGUUAACAUUCAAACAUCCUCUUCGUUUUUUAUAUUAGGAAAAUGGCGGAUCAACUGGUCCUUUUAGAGAUGAAACUGUUCAUUAAAUGUAAAGUUUAUUGGAUACUUCUAGUAAUACCACUAUUCCUAUCAUUGUCUUCAAAUUGACAUCUCUAUUAUUCACCACAAAAUUCAAACACAAGCACAAAAAAGGGAUCCUAACACAAUUAACAUAAUUUUGCAACCUGUCUCUAUCUGCUUUGGAUUUUUCUAUUUCAGAAUUUUAAACCUCCAACCCAUUUCACAUUAGUAAGAUAAAAAGUUGGUUGAACUAACUGCAACUCUGAAACAAUGUCAUAAUUAAUGUUGAUUGAUGAGAGAUAAAUACUCAAACACUGUGUAGUUAAAAGUCAAACGUGAGAAAGUGACAAACAUUACUACUUUACUAUUCAUCUUUAAAACACAGUAUGUCAUUAUUUAAAAGCCAACACAGAAAGUUCUACUGAAAGUAAAUCUUGUUUUUUACAGCCGAGAAAUUUUUGGAGGUCAAGGUUCAAGGACAGGUGUGAAGAAGGUUUUGAUCGUCGUCACUGACGGAGAAUCUAAUGGUGGUAAUAACUUGAGAGAUUCUGUCAAUUCUGCAGAAAGGAACAAGAUUGUGAGAUUUGCAAUUGGGGUAAGCUUUAGCUUUCUAGUUUUGUGUAAAGGCACUUUGUAUAUAUAUAUUUACAUAUAUAUAUAUAUUAUUUUGAGGAUGGAUUGACUUGAACUCUUUCUGAAUAUCCCCAGGUAGGGGGUGCAUUUUAUAAAACUAGCGCAAGAGACGAACUGGACACAAUUGCAUCUUCACCAGCAGCAAACCACAUAUUUCAGGUGGAAAACUUUGAUGCACUGGAACAAGUAAAGCAGAGUUUGCAAGAGAAAAUCUUCGCUAUUGAAGGUACAGAGUGAAAAAAAUUCACUCGAAAUCGCUCUGAUUACUAUUGUUCCAAAAGUAGACAAUAAAUCGUGUCAAAACUUUUUUCACAUGACCACCCAGUUUUUUCAUGGUACACCAUUAUUAAUUCAAUGUAUUCAUAAAAAAUAGCUUCAAUUCAGACCACAGUGUCAUGCUAUGUUGUUUCACCAGGAUCUCAAACUGGAGGAGAGACACUGAAAAAAGAAAUGUCUCAAAGUGGAUUCAGUGCAACGUAUACCUCUGAGGUAACUAAAAGUUACAGUAAUUUCUCUGGAUAAUCGAUAUUUUUUUGAAUAAUAGCCUGUGGCAAUCACAUUAUAUGGAAUUUUCUGUCUUUGUUUUCUGAUAAAGGGAAUACAGAUGGGUAUUGUUGGUGCAAACACAUGGAGGGGAGGCUAUGAAAGAUACACACUCAAUGGCCAGUUCAGCGACUCCUAUGAGCCUGACAAUUACAACAUGGAGUCUGACAGUUAUCUGGGUAAGAACAUAAAUUUAAUACAAACUGAAACUUCUAUAAAAGAAAAUGAGAAACCAGGUGGCAGAUGCUGGCAAUACCAGCAUGGCAUUUCUUCACUGAAUCCUUUCUUACCACUAGUAACUUUUACCUUUUAGUUCCUGCUUUUCAGCUCCUUAUAUCUCCAUGUAUUCAGUCCCUGUAGAAAGACUAACCUCUCUGACGGAACAUGCCCCAACUAUCAAACCACAGCAUAUUUUAUCAUGGUGUGCUGUAUCUUUAUGUACAGAUUCACACAGCACCAUUUCACAGUGAAGUACAUCCCACUGUGUCCUGUGAAAUCAUAUCCUGAUUUACAGAAAAAAACAAACAAACAAACAAAAAAAAAAAUAUCUGGACCUGAACUUUGUUGACUCAACUUGAACACUGGAGCCGUCAUCUCCCUGUUGAGUCUGUUAGCAGAUGUUACAUCAGACUCAUCUCAUUCUGUCCCAUCCUAGUGUGCCCCAGAUGUGAGGGCUGAAGCCAGAUUGAAUUUUCAGUAAAUAAGAGCAAAAAUCAGGAGACUGGCCACAGGUAGUGUGUCUCCUUCUCUUGUACCGCAAGUCUCUUUAGGAAGGCUGAACCCCCUCUUGUGGCAUAAAUUGGAACUACACUUCCAAUAUGAAGCGAAACAAAAUAGCAACAUUAAAGCUCCUAAUAAAAAUUGUACUCAUAAAAAUUAUACAUACCGCACCAAAAAAAAAAAAAAAAAAGAGGUUUCAUGGGAAAAGUGGUUCGUUCAGAUAAGUUAUUUUCCUCAGUUGACCAAACCUUUAGAUACCCUAACGUAUAAACUUCACUCUUGACUUCCAGGUUACUCAAUGACAGUAGCUACAACCAGGCAAGGCUCAUUGACAAUUGUUGGUGCUCCGAGAUACAGACACAGAGGAGCUGUAAUGGUCGUCACAGGAAACAGAGGUAGUCAAAUGAUUGACCCCUUUCGAUGGCAGGUGUGUUCACAAUUAAUGAGGAUAAAACGAUAAAAAUGUAAGAAACGUUUUUAGCAAAUCAUUUCAUAAAAAAUUAACUUCUUUAUUGAUCAUUUGCAGUCAACGCAAUCUCAGAGCGGUGAAUACUUUGGGGCAGAGGUUUGUGCAAUGAAACUGGAUGAUGACCCCAACACUGAUCUGAUCCUUAUAUCAGCCCCAAUGUACGUGGACACUGACGGAGAGGGAAGAGUUUUUGUUUGCCACUUAACUGGUUUGGUGAAUGACUUUUAUCCUGCUCUAUUUCACACUUUUUUUGUUGGUGUGUUGAAUAUGCAAAUGUUGACUCACAUCCUGAUUUUUUUUCACCAGCAUGUAGACUGUGCUCCAGAUUCUCCAAUCAUACUGAGGGGGGCUGCAUCCAACAAAGCAAGGUUUGGGUCUUCUCUUGCUGUGCUGCCUGAUCUUAACCAUGAUGGUCUAAAAGAUCUGGCUGUUGGAGCACCUUUAGAAAACGACAAUCAAGGCAGCAUCUAUAUAUUCCAUGGCGAAGGGGGAUCAAGAGGAAUCAAUACUGUUUUCUCACAGGUUAGCAAGUUCGAGUGGGUCAAAAUACAAAAGCAUGGCUUUUUAAGUUUCCUGUAUGUAUAGUUUCAAGUUUGCCACUGUAUCAUAUUAAUUGACUUCUUUCCCUCAUAGAGAAUCACUGGCUCUCAAGUGCAGUCAGGACUGACGUUCUUUGGCAUGUCUAUCAGUCAGUCUUCUUUAGACCAAAGCGGGGAUAAUCUGCCAGACUUGGCAGUGGGUUCGAUGGGGAAAGUUGUUCUUCUCAGGUAAAAGGCUGCAACUCAAACUCUGUACCAUUGGUGUUAAUACUGUACAUUACUUAAAGCUUAUGUGAGGAACUUUGAGUUUGUCAGUAUUGGCACCCCCUGUGGGCAAAACAGUCUUAGUAUAUCUUGUCCUUUUCAUGCUUAAGUAGUGUCAGCAGACACAAAAAUCUCAUUGGAACUUCUAUCUGGCAAAUAUUUGAUUUAUUAUGAAUAUUUUAUAUGUAAAAUGUAAAAACAGGGUGACACCUACCCUAUAAACCUAGUAAUAAGUCUAAAAUAAUGUAAAUCUUGUUCCUGAUGGUCUUUUAGCUUUUGAAUAUCAUGAAAAAGCACCAAUAUAAAUUUAAAGUAUUUUGUAAAUUUCAAAAAAACAAACAACAAAAACUCCUCAUUCAGGUCUGAGGUGUUCACCUGUAAAAGAUUAAAUCAGGCAACUUAAAUCAGUUGAUUUUUUUCUGUUUGAUCAUCAAGCCCUAACACUAAGGUUGUUUCCUUUUUCCCCUGCCUUAUCAAUCUGCAGGUCAAUGCCAAUAGUCAUGGUAGAAACUAUGAUGUCAUACAACCCGAUCCAAAUCCCCACUCAAAACUCUGACUGUUCAGCACCAAUACCUCUUUCAGCUCGACUCUGCUUUCUUAUGACCAGACUCUCGACAGUCAGCACAGGUAACUGAUUCUCCUCAAUUCUUCUCCAUCCGUGUGAAUACCUUCAUGUGUGUCCACGAUUAACUCUUUUUUAAACUCUCUCUCCAGCCAAAGCGAGGAUCAACUAUACUAUUACAUUGGAUGCCACUCGUAACAUACCACAGAACCGAGCUUUCUUCAGUGAAAAGAUCAGAGAGAGGACAAGCUCAAUUGAGCUUGUUUUACAAAACCAGAAAUGCAGUACCAUUAACUUCUUUGCUCGGGUGAGCAGUUGGAUGAAAAUAUAAAAAUCUGGUAGACUCUGUUGAAUCUGAGCCUCUUAAUGUCAUUUGAGGUCACACUGAAGUUCAAUGUGGAAAAUAACAGCCCUUUAUAUUUUGAAAGACAAGUUUUACUCAAUAACUUCCUCUUCCUGCAGCCUUGUCCGGAAGAUGCUCUAAAUGAACUUCGCAAUGAACUCACAUUUGACUUUCAAGGUUUACCCUCUACUGGUGGUCUUCGCUCAAGUCUGGCUCAGCAGGUUCAGAAAACAGCUUUUUAUCCUGUAAGUAAUCUACAAGGAUUUGUAAGACUCAUUUAUUGGUCAGUUUAAAUUUGCCAACGCUUUCAUUGGGUCUUCAUUGUAAGAAAUGAGCAACAAAGCAUGAACUAUGUCUACAUGCUACCACAAAUGUUACCCUUCUGACCCAGUAACAAAUACUGAUUUCUAUUGUGGUUUAUUUCCCGUUCUCAUCAACAGUUAAGAUUUGAGAUCAACUGCGGCACCGAUGACAAAUGUGUAGACAACCUGAAAGUGGAUUUCAACUUCACAGAGUAAGUCAAAAUAAUAAAGCCUGGUAAUUGGGUUGUGCAGCCACAGGUGGUUUCUUACAGGAUUUUCAGGAUUUUGUAGGUGGUAAAGAGCGUGAGAGUGCAAAAGAAAGUGAUAUAUGUUGGGGACCAGAGCAGCAUGGGAGCAUAGAGAAAAGAGUAAUGCUGGCAGUAAGAAAUAACAAGACUGUUCAGUGAUGCUGUCAAAAUCAUUGAGGUCCAGUAAACAGAUAAGGUAUAAAACACGCCAUGUUGCUUCUUGUAGUUGAAGCAGGCAAGAGCAUUGUGUCGCAUUACAUGGUGCAAACAAAAUAAUCCAGUCUCAGUUACUGAUGACACAAGGGUCAAGGCAGAAACUUUCUUUCCAUCAUUUCAUUUUUGUGGUUUGACAUGUAUUUUUCUUGGUAUUGAUAUUGCAGGAAUCUGAAAUUGAUUUGUGUCAGAUUUUUUUUUAGCCAUUGUUCCAGGGUCAACACAUUCACAUGCACUUAAAAUAAUCAAUUUAUCGAAAAAGUCUAACUGAAACUUCUCAUAGUCCAACUAACAUACCUUGAUAAUGCCAUAAGUGUUCUGUACAUGCCCAUGUGUUUGCACUCCAGGGCUCUGAGCUGGUGGUUGAACUGCAUGUAUGCGUUACUAAGAAGCCAGGCAGUAAACAAGCCAUCAACAGACAAAGAAAGCAGAGGCUGACAUGAUCUCAUCAAUAUUACGAUCCUUGUCCUGUUAAUGUAAACUGGGAUCAGGAUGGUGGUUCAGUUAAACCGUACUGACUUAGGCAUAAUCUUGAGGUUUUCCCAGAGUACAACACAAAACCGCAUCUCACCUCCCUCAAGCCAUUUUAUAUUUUACAAAAUACGUUUGUAUUUUAUAUUUACAUGGCUUAAUAGGCUUGAUUAAGGUUGUUUAGUGUUGUCACAUUUAUUAAGCUGGCAGUGUGGAUAAACUCUUGAGUCUUGUUUUCCUUACCGUCUCUUUUCCCAUAUUCUUUCAGAUCCUUAGAGGUCAAAGUUGGUAUUGAUGAGCUGUUGAGUGUGACUGUCUCGGUAAAAAAUACAGAGGAAAACUCCUACAAUACUCAAGUCAUUCUCACAUACCCAGCCGGGCUCUCUUUCAGAAAGUUUACAUCUCUAAAGGUGAGGCAUUAGAAUCAAGUCAGAGUCGAUUCAUCGCACAGAGAUACUGGUUUUUAAAAUGCUCAUGAAAAAUUGUUUCAAUAAAGGGAAGGAUUGAGUGCAAUUCCUUGGACAGUAAUGAUGGUUUAUCUCGUGGAAAGACUGACUGCACUGUUGACCAGCCCAUCUUCAAGAGCGGCACUGAGGUUUGAUUUUAACCAAGAUGAUCACAUCUCACUACUGCUGAGAAAAUACGCUUCUAAUUACGCUCAUUCAUUUAAUUUCAGGCUCUCUUCAUCGUCUCCUAUGGGAUUGACACCAAUAGCCGCCUUGACAACCAAAUUUAUUUCACUGCAAAUGCUACCAGGUAUCAUAAACAUUAAAGUCACCGACUGUGUUUGUACACAAUAACCCUCUUGCAUUUGAUUAAUAAUUCAACCUGUCUUUUAGCGGGAAUGAGGAACACUCCAAGUCAAGUGAGCUCUACAUACAGAGAGAUAUUGCUGUGAAGUACAGCAUUUUUGCAACAAUUGAGAGGUAUGUAAAAACAAGAAAUAUAACUUUACAAAAAUUUGAGAAUUUGAAGCUGAUACUUUACUAGAAUACCUUGAAUAUGUCUGUUUAGUUCCCUCAGUUACAACAAUUUCACUUUUGGAAAGAAUGAUCUGCAGAAAUCAGUCCAGCAAACAAUUACAGUAAGAUACCUUUUCAUACCGUAAUAACAGCAAAUAGUUUUUGAAUGCAUGAACUCAUUUCAGACUUGACUUUUGUCUUGUUGUACAUUCACUUUUCUGUCUCUCCUUUCUAAUAGGUAACAAAUGAUAUCAGGCCUCUGACUUACACUGUAGUGAUCAUGGUGCCUGUAAAGCUCGGGAAAAAAGACAUCUGGGUGGAUUCAAGCAGUUUUCAGGUAAGAGAGGAAUUUACUGACCCCUGGAAAUAUUUGAAACUGAACCCCUCACGGCCUAAUUAACAGAUGCAUUAGUACUGUUUUAUGAACUGAAACGAAUCAUCUGUGUUUCAGAUUCCAAACUGUGAAAGAAAGAACGAUAAGGAACCACAAGUCAGAGAUUUUAUCCCUCAAGUACAGAAAAAUAAGAUUGUGGUAAGUAUGCGUCCACAACACAGCAUAGUAUGAGCUGAAAUAUUAAACAUUAGCUUGAUAUUAUUGGGUUGUCUCCAGGAUGGCGUAUUACAGAUCAAAACAGUAUACAAACACAUAAGCAACAGGCUAAUGAUAAAAACACGUUUGCUUAUGUUAGUAAUUUAUAAGGAUGAAAUCAAUAAAUCACUCUUGUUUAUUGGACAUCAUUUCUGUCUCCUGAGUGUUGUGUUCACAAGUCAGUCUAAGGACUAGGGGUGGGAGAAAAAAUCGAUACAGCAUAGUAUUGCGAUAUAUCCUGAUAUAUUGUAUUGUCACAUACCAAGUAUUGAUAUUUUAAAAUUAAUUGGUUGUGUGAAGUCAAAUCUUUGAUAAUGGAAAAAUAAAAUCAUCUGUUUGUCCAGUGAGGUCGGCAGAGGUGACAUCGUAAAGCAGGGGAAAAUGGUAUUUGUCGUUUGAAACAAAGUUUUGACUCAGUUCAUCAUUGGAUCAGUAUCCUCAUUUACAGCAACUUGUGUUUUUGAAUGAUUAACAAUGUUAUUAUUACUAUAUAGUGAUAUGUCUUGUAUUAUGAAGUCCUUGCAAAUAUACAGCCAUAAUGUAUUGAAUCAUAUUGAAUCAUAUCAUGUUGUGACACAUGUAUUGUGAUAUGUAUCGUGUUCGUAUCGUGAGGCCCUCGCCAAUACCCACCCCUACUAAGGACAUUAAGGAGGAGCACCAGUGGUGUUGACUGACAGUGCAGGCCAGUUAAGGGGCUGCAGACGCACUAACAGAACAAGAGUUGCUCCUGUAGAUAAUUUUGAUGCUACAAGAGUUAAUAAGUCCCUCUCUGCUUUCUUUCUCACCUUAACAACAUCAGGACUGCUCUGUAGCCAGCUGUGGUGUCUUCAGAUGCAGUACUUUAAUGGGAAGACUGGAGACAAAAAAGUAUCAAAUCUCUGCAAACCUUAGCUCUGGAUGGAUCGAACAGGUGAAUCUUGUGUAUUUUAAACAGAUAAGUAUUGUGCUUGGACUCUGACCUAAGGGGUAAUUUCUCUUCAAAAUUAUUUUUGUUCUCAUGAAACUCUAUUUUUUUUUUUUUUUCAAAUACAGAUAGGACUGGAAUCUGCAAAAUUCCUUGUGACCAGCACAGCUACUCUGGAUUACGACAAAAACCAGUACAUCUUCAUUUCAACAGGAUCCAGUAACAAUCCCCCUGUUCGCAAGGUGAGCACUCAGUUUUAGGUUUUUGAGAUAAAAAAGAAGAGUUCGGAUUUGAUCCACCAUCUAUCAUUUAAUCUGACAGAUUGAGACAGAGGUAGAGGUGUAUCCUGAACCUGACUUCACUAAGGAGAUUAUCGGAGGGUCUAUAGGAGGUCUGGCUUUCCUGGCUUUACUCACUGCUGGCCUGUACAAGGUAAAUUUACAUCAUUGCGUUUAAAACUAUUUAGAUUUUUUAAAAUGGAAAAAACAAUUUUUUUCUCUAAACUUGAUUUUUUUAUGCAUGUUUUGAAUAAUCCCCUUUGUUGUCUGCUCUCAGGCUGGAUUUUUCAAAAGUAAGUACAAGGACAUGAUGAGUGAGGGGGCAGGUGAAGCAGGGAGUCCAGGUGAAGCAGGGAGUCCAGGUGCUGAUGAAGCUGCACCCCUACCAGAAUAA
Xyrichtys novacula (pearly razorfish) is the source of this 12048-nucleotide messenger RNA. NCBI's taxonomy places the organism in Eukaryota, Metazoa, Chordata, Actinopteri, Labriformes, Labridae. The record is from the annotation of a GenBank genome assembly.